GGCAAUAAGUACAAUGCCACGAAUAAACAUGGCCAGACUGCAUGUGGCAAUAAGCUUAAUCGCCUUUUCCCUUGGAAUUUCUGGUUUUCUUAUGCCUGAUUUGGAAAGCGUGCAUCUGUACGUGAGUGUCUCCGGCAGUGACCAGAACUCAGGACGGGACGUAGGCCACGCAUUAAAGACUAUUCAGGCCGCCAUUUCACGUCUCUCUCAUCCAGACGUCACAGGAAAAAAUGUAUUUAUAGAACUUAUGCAAGGAUAUCAUGACCUGACGUCAACUGUUAACAUACGUCACAGUGACGCGAGGAAGGUGACCAUCCGGGCCAAUGGUAACAGUGAAGUGCACGUGACAGGCGGGAAAAGAUUGCCUACGUCGUUAUUUAAACAUGUCACUGAUUCUGGUAUCCUCCGCCACCUUCAAAACGAAGCACGGAACAAAGUAGUUGCAGCUCGUCUGUCGGACGCUGGUCUGUCCCAUCUAUGGGACCUAUCCGACUACGGAUUCUACAAGGAUCGCACCGCUCCCAUGGAGAUAUUUUACAAUGGCGCCCCAUUAAGGAUGGCCAGAUGGCCGAACGAGGGUCAAGGCUAUAUCAAUAUUGCAUCACUUGUGGACGGUAAGACUGGGUCAAGUUUCACCUUCUCUGGGGACAGAGCCAGUCAUUGGAGCCAGGAGUCGGACUUAUGGGCUCAUGGAUUCUGGUACUGGAGCUGGGCAGAUCGCUCUAUCAAAGUAAAAUCUAUCACGGCAUCCAACAACACCAUUACCCUGGCCCAUCCUCCACCUUUCGGACUGAGGACGGGUCAUUUUCAUUAUGGUCAGAAUUACCAAUACAGUUAUCAAGAUCAAGGCGGCUACUUCCGGAUAAUCAACGCCCUCUCUGAACUAGACGAGCCAGGUGAGUACUACAUCGACAGGACAUCCGGGAUACUCUACAUGUGGCCGCCCUCACAAACUGAAGGUCUGGAUCAACAUGACGUUAUAUACGCCUCAGACUUAGCGCACUGCUUCAAUCUAGACCACACUUCUAACGUGAUAUUUGAAGGGUUCACGCUGGAGGCCUGUCGCCACUAUGGCAUCUCUGUACGGUAUGGACAAAACAUCACUGUCCAGAGGAUGGAAGUGCGGAAUACAGGUUCGUACGGAAUUUCCUGUCUUAAUUGCCUGAAUGUGAAUAUAACCGGAUGUGACGUCCACCACGGGGAUGGUGGUAUCAAAGUAUCGGGUGGUAUCAGAGCGACAUUAACACCCUCCCGGAUAUCGGUGGAUAACAAUAUCAUCCACAGCUUCAGCAGGGAAACAGCAGUCGGGUCCAACGCUAUCAGCGCCGACGGCGUAGGAAUAUACAUGGCGCACAACGAACUACACACCGGCCAGUACACCGCCAUCAGAUGGAGCGGAAAUGAUCACGUGAUGGAGUAUAACCAUGUCCACCACCUCUGUCAAAACGCCACCGAUUGUGGAGCACUGCACACGGGGCGUGACUGGACGGGGAGAGGGUGUGUGGUUCGAUACAACCACGUGCAUCAUGUCCUCCGCCUCCACCCCGGGGCCGAUGUGCGGGGGGUCAUGUUGGACGAUCAGUAUUCCAGUGUCAACAUUUACAGCAAUGUAUUCUAUAACAAUGACGUACACGUCAACAUAGGAGGCGGACGUGACAACAUUAUUCAAAACAAUGUGUUUUACGAAGCAGCCAAGUCGUCCAUGCAAGUAGAUUCUAGAGGAGUUCCUCAUAGCAGUAACGAACAACCGUUACAGAAAAAACUGCACGCUGUGCCGUACACGAGUGCAUUGUGGGCCAAGCGUUAUCCCAAGCUAGCCGUCAUAGACUCGAAUGCACCUGACGAACCACGAGGAAAUGAAAUUUCGAGGAACAUUUUCUACAAUUCGGCAGCCCCAGACUUUGUGGGAUCGUACACUAACACGCAUUGGUUUAAUAUCACAAUGAAUCACCAGGCUGCAGGUCCGACAGACUUUUUUGACCCCGCACAGGCCGACUUCCGACCCCGCUGUUCACUCUCGAAAUUUGCACAAUCCAUCCACUUUCCGGACCCUGUUCCUCUGCAUGAUGUCGGCCCGAGGGGCGGGAUCGGUCCGAUGUACAAAGGACAUGUUGCAGGUUCCAGACGUGACGUCAUCACUACAAAGCGUGAUGUCCCUGCUCCUUGUACAACACAUGCACCCUCGGCACUUACUCCGAUUACGUCAUACCUUCCGGACGGUUCACACGCGAACACCGUCAAAAACACACCUAACCAAGGUUGUUGGUUUGACGUUGAAAUCUGCCCAAACGAUCAUGGGUUCACGUCGGGCCUUCAGCGAGACGUAGACGGCGAGAAACACCUGAACACAGGCAUUAACGAGUCGGCGUGUCUGGACCGUGUACCCUAUAUGGUGACCCACUGCGGCAGCCAAUCAAAAUUCUCCGUCAUCUACGGUCCUACAGGUGCCAUGACGCUGGGAGGAUUCGGGUGCUACUUCGCCCAGUACGGCUGUCCUAAGCACGGAUCUUACCAUGUUGGUUUUAUACGCGACAAGUGGGCUGAACAACACCAGAACGCUGCUCAUGACGAGAACGCAUGUUUGUCACGUGCUCUUGCAGAGUGGAGGUAUUGCGGAUCGGAUGAAACCUUCCCCUACACCAGCAUUUAUCUUCCAACAGGACGACGAAAAACUGCUGCUGGUGGAUGUUGGAUUUAUGUAACAAAAUGUCCUGCAGAUCCAACUGUUAACAUCCCACACGAUCUAUUCUUUGACGCCUGGGGAGCUACCAACGUCGGUUCAGACCGGAGUUCGACAGCAUGUUUCCAGAGGGCGGACGAUUUCUGGUUUAGAUGUGGAAGACAUACAGACGCACCCGUGACAGCCUUCUACCGACCAGAAGCAAACUCCAGGACCGUUCCUUGACAUGACAGCGUUCUAUCGACCAGGACUAAUCUCUCUAAUAAAGCCUAAAUAAACACAAUAUCUUAACAAGCAUGAGUCGAAAUUAAAGAAUUCAUUAUUAUACAAAA
Molecule: messenger RNA, 3012 nt
Organism: Mizuhopecten yessoensis (Yesso scallop)
Lineage: Eukaryota; Metazoa; Mollusca; Bivalvia; Pectinida; Pectinidae
Exons: 23
Coding region: 14-2905 (963 amino acids)
Source: RefSeq, a predicted model, not a curated record